This is a messenger RNA of Xiphophorus couchianus (Monterrey platyfish), 1853 nucleotides long. RefSeq names its product proteinase-activated receptor 1-like. Gene Ontology annotation, cellular component: plasma membrane. Bases 16 to 1449 code for a protein of 477 amino acids. Gene Ontology annotation, molecular function: thrombin-activated receptor activity. Lineage: Eukaryota; Metazoa; Chordata; Actinopteri; Cyprinodontiformes; Poeciliidae. The transcript is spliced from 2 exons. The record is from RefSeq and is a predicted model, not a curated record. Gene Ontology annotation, biological process: phospholipase C-activating G protein-coupled receptor signaling pathway; positive regulation of blood coagulation; thrombin-activated receptor signaling pathway.
CGCGUUGGGGACUAAAUGUGGGCGGAAACAAAAAGUCUUCGGGAGUCUGAUAAACUGCAGAGGAACGUGGGAGAGAGACGCAGAACGUCUGGAGCCAAAUUCCUCUCGAUUUGGAGCCAGGAUUUCACCAACAUGAUGUUUCCAGGGGAUCUAAGGUCUUUGGUUUUGGUGCUGGUUUGCCUGUUUUCUGCUGCUGGUGCUUUCGAAAUAAACGGCACUAAUCCACGGACCUUUGUCAUUGGGAUGCCCAAUGACAAUGAACCAAUAGAUUGUGUUGAUGAAGAUCAUCAAUUGGAUUGUUGGAGCCGCUUGGCUCCAACAAUCCAAACGGUAAGGAAUAAAACAUUAAAUGGAUCCCUCUCUGAAGAGGCACGUCAGUUCCUGACGAGCCCCAUUUCCACGAUACUCAUGCCUUCGUUCUACACCUUGGUGUGCUGCAUCAGCGUUCCCAUCAACCUCGCCGCCAUCGUGGCCUUCUUUAAGGGCAUCCAGCCAAAGAAGCCGGCGGCAAUCUACAUGCUGAACCUGGCCUCUGCGGACCUGCUCUUCGGCCUCAUGCUCCCUUUCAAGAUCUCUUACCACUUCAUGGGCAACAACUGGAUAUUCGGCUGGUUCCUGUGCCGAGUGGUCACCGCCAGCUUCUACUGGAACAUGUACUGCUCCGUCCUUCUAAUAGCCUGCAUCAGCGUGGACCGGUUCCUUGCGGUUGUGUACCCCAUCGACUCCCUGGCUUGGAGGAAGACGGAGAACACCAUCAAGGCCUGCGUGACCAUGUGGGUCCUGUCCUUUGCCGCCUCCGUUCCUCUCGUCGUCUCCGACCAGACGGCUCACGUUGAGGGGCUGAACAUCACCACCUGCCACGACGUCCAAACCGUUGAGGCGAUUUUGUGGUUGAAGAUUUAUUUCGUUGUCAUCUGUUUCUGCCUGUUCGUUUUGCCCUUUCUUGUCACGGUGGGGUCCUACACCAAGGUGAUCUGGACGCUGAGCAGCGUGGCACGCGGGCUUCAAGGAAGAUCACGCAAAAAAACGAGAGCGGUGGUGAUGAUCUUGACGGUCCUAGUGAUUUUCGUGCUGUGCUUCAUGCCCACCAACUGCUUCCUGCUGGCACACUACUUGCUGUUUGAGGCAUCCAACAAUGCCUCGAAGGCCACCGACAGCUCCUACGGGCUCUACUUGAUGUUUUUGUGUUUGGGCAGCCUGAACUGCCUCCUGGAUCCCCUCCUCUACUACUUCGGCUCUUCCCAGUGUCAGAGACAGCUGUCCAACAUGCUGUGCAGAUCGUCGACGAAGGGUGCUCUCACCAAUUCGUCGUCUGACUCGUAUAGAUCCAGCACCAGACCCAUUCUGAAAUCCAGCCGCACCGAAUGCUCCACAAUGACUUCAUCGGUGAGCAAAACAAACUCAUUGGAACAAAACCUGAACAGCCAGUACAAGAAACUGUUGGUCUGAUCACAGCGGCACUGGGCAGUGGUUAGUGUUUUUAAGUGCAGAAACACAAAGCUGUAAAGUUAAGGCUACUACAUAAACUGAGCACUUAGUUGGGAUGUUUCUGUUGAGAUUUACUGAAACGGAAGGUAACCAAACAUCUUGCAGUAGUAGAAACACUAGAAAUCUCUUCUUUUUUUUGUCACGAGGACAAACCUACACGCACAAAUGUGAAGUUAAAUCUGGCAUAAAACUGAGUGUAGAAUGCUUCACCUUUUGCUCUGUAUAUUUACAUUUGCACACUGAAUGUUAUUCGCUCUUACGUUUACUGCUUUGUUUUUUUGUUUUUGUAAGCUUUCAGCUAUAUCUUUUCAAAAUGUACAAUAUUUUUAUAUAUAUUUGUUUCUUAAUAAAUAUUUGAAACUCAA